CCAACCGGAAGUGGAGAGACUGACUUGACAGUCAGCUGGAGGAGAGCCGAGCCGUCAUGUCGCUGCGGUUCACAGAUGAGGAGUUCCAGAGCGCCUGGAGAGAGCUGGACGAGCCGCAGCUGGCCGGGGGAUGGGAGCUCUUCACCGAGACCAUGGGGGUCCAGAUCUACCGGCUGUACGACAAGGAAACUGGUCUUUAUGAGUACAAAGUGUUUGGUGGCCUUUCCAGCUGCACCCCAGAACUGUGUGCAGACGUCUACAUGGACUUGAUGUACCGGAAACACUGGGAUGGAUAUGUGAAAGAGCUCUAUGAGAAAGACUUUGGUGGACAGACGGCGAUCUACUGGGAAGUGAAAUACCCGUUUCCUCUGUCCAACAGAGACUAUGUGUAUGUGAGGGAGAGGAGAGACCUGGAUGUGGAUGGGAGGAAGAUCUGGGUGAUCCUGGCCAGAAGCUGCCCAGAGUUGCCAUGUGCAGAGAAAAGUGGCGUUCUGCGGGUCAGAGACUACAAGCAGAGCUUUGCCCUGGAGAGUGAUGGGGCUGCUGGGACUAAAGUUUUCAUGAACUACUUUGACAAUCCUGGUGGGACCAUCCCUACUUGGCUGGUAAACUGGGCAGCAAAGAGCGGCGUCCCAGGUUUCCUAAAGGACAUGCAGAAGGCCUGCAGCGGCUACAAGCACUACUACCAGCACAAGUGAAGUCAUCUGAUGGGAAAGUGUCCACCACUGGGCUGGGAUUGGUUUUUAUUGCUGUAUUCUUUUGUUGUGGAGGGAAUUUCAGGGUUGUGUGUGAAUUUUUUUUUUUUUUUUGCAACUUCCUGUUUACUCAGGCAUGAUGUGCAUGACCUCACGAAAAAGGCGGGUGUGAAUUGAAUGUAUGAACCAGACCAAGCUGUCUCAGUGCGCACUCACGAGCUCCAGUUCCUCUGGGAUUCAGCGGAUUUGAAUCUGAAUGACCUGUUGUAGCACUGGAAAUCAUUAUGUAAAAUACCAGCGGUUUUACAGGUUUAUUACUUAUGCAAGAUUAAUUUUUUAUCUCAGAUGUUUUAUUUUAGACUGAACAUUACCUUUGACCUCUUUCUAAGGUGAAUGGUUUGUUCAGUAAUAAGUGGAAUAUUACUGUGUAAUAAAGAUGUCAUUGUCAA
Nothobranchius furzeri (turquoise killifish) is the source of this 1144-nucleotide messenger RNA. RefSeq names its product phosphatidylcholine transfer protein (gene pctp). Gene Ontology annotation, molecular function: phosphatidylcholine intramembrane carrier activity; phosphatidylcholine binding. The record is from RefSeq and is a predicted model, not a curated record. Lineage: Eukaryota; Metazoa; Chordata; Actinopteri; Cyprinodontiformes; Nothobranchiidae.